CCUCGCCGCUGGACGCGCAAAAGUAGAGGGGGGGCGGGCAGUCCUCUGCCAACAAAACCCUGCUUGCUCUUCUCCCGAGCUGCGCAGCUGUAAAGUGAAAGCAGCUUUGUGGAGCCAACAGCCACCGUCACCUCCUCCGGCUGUUUUCUCUGCGCACAAGCACAGAAACUUUCCGGCUUUUCAGACGCAGCUGCCUUUUUUGUUUUUAAAUAUCUAUUUUUUACUAUUUGUUUUUGCCCCACUGCGUUUAAGAGGAGGGUGCGUGUGUGUGUGUGGCGCAGCGCUACAGUCAGUGCGGUGUCCGGUUACAAGCCGUGCGCCGAGGAGCCACCGGCGCACAGCGCUUCCCCACGGGGCACAAAUAGCACACGGGGCUCCGGAGGAACGAGCCAGAGCGCACAGGAAUCUCUGCAGGGAGACACGAGGAGUUUUUUUCUUUCUUUUCUUUUUUUUUUUUUUUUAACAGAGGUCGAUGUUUCUAGAGACGCACACGCAGUGAGGAUAUUCCAUGUUGCCUCACCUCACUCCUCUCAGCCGGACGAGACGCGCAGCUUCGCUCCUUGCUUCAUGAACGGGAGUUUGGCACCUCACUUGGUGUGUCCUCUUACUUUUGGCCUCUGAGGCCUAAGGAGAAGUAAGCCCAGCCCAGGCCCCCAUGGGACGCACCGUUACCCAGCAUGCACUGCUGCUGCUGCAGUGCCUGCUGGUCCUGCGCCCCGGAGGCGUGGCCAGCAGGAGAGGGCCAGUGCUUCUGCCUGAGUCGCCCUGCCACAAGUCCGAGCACCCACUCAUUCCACACUCAGAAAUGGAGCCGUGGAUGUUCAGGUUCAAAGCAGACGGCACAGUGGAUUACUCACAGUUGACCUUUGACCCUGGUCAGAACGAACUGAUCGUCGGUGCCAGAAAUCACCUCUUCAGGCUCAACUUGGAGGACCUGACACUGAUCCAGGAGGCCGAGUGGCACUGCGAUGAAUUCACCAAGGGAGCCUGCUUCAGCCGUGGAAAAUCUGAGGAGGAGUGUCAGAACUACAUCAGGGUGCUGCUGGUAAAUGGAAACCGGCUGUUUACCUGUGGAACCAACGCAUUCACACCCAUCUGCACCAACCGAACGCUGACCAACCUGACCGAGAUCCAUGAUCAGAUCAGCGGAAUGGCCCGGUGUCCCUACAAUCCUCUCCACAACUCCACCGCCCUCAUCACAUCCAACGGAGAGUUGUACGCUGCCACGGCCAUGGACUUCUCUGGGCGAGACCCCGCCAUCUACCGCAGCCUGGGCGGUAUGCCUCCACUGCGCACGGCCCAGUACAACUCCAAGUGGCUCAACGAGCCGAAUUUUGUGUCUUCCUACGACAUCGGCAACUUCACCUACUUCUUCUUCCGGGAGAACGCAGUGGAGCACGACUGUGGCAGGACGGUGUUCUCUCGGGCCGGGCGAGUCUGCAAAAACGACAUCGGCGGCCGCUUUCUCCUGGAGGACACGUGGACCACCUUCAUGAAGGCCAGACUCAACUGCUCCAGACCAGGAGAAAUUCCGUUCAACUACAACGAGCUUCAGGGCACGUUCUAUUUGCCYGAGCUGGAGCUGCUCUACGGCAUCUUUACAACCAAUGUAAACAGCAUUGCUGCGUCUGCAGUGUGUGCCUUCAAUCUCAGUGCCAUAUCGCAGGUUUUCAACGGGCCCUUUAAGUUCCAGGAGAACUCACGSUCUGCUUGGCUGCCGUACCCCAAUCCAAACCCUGACUUUCAGUGUGGCACCAUCAACUCYGGCUCCUAUGUGAAUCUGACCCAGCGGAACCUGCAGGACGCUCAGAAGUUUUUGCUGAUGCAUGAGGUGGUCCAGCCCGUGGUGCCGGUGCCGUACUUCAUGGAGGACAACGUUCGCUUCACUCACAUCGCAGUGGAUGUGGUGCAGGGCAAGGACAGGCUGUUCCACAUCAUUUACUUGGCCACCGAUUAUGGCACUAUUAGGAAAGUGCUGUCUCCUCUAAACCAGUCCACCGGGAGCUGCCUAUUGGAGGAGAUCGAGUUGUUCCCGCCCAGGAAGAGGCAGCCGAUUCGAAGCCUGCUGAUCCUGCACAGCCGCAGCGAGCUCUAUGUGGGCGUAAGAGACCAGGUCAUCAAGAUCCCACUCAAGAGAUGCAGCUACCACAAAAGCAGAGAAGCCUGCGUAGGAGCCAGGGACCCGUACUGUGGUUGGGAUCUGUUGCUAAAGAAAUGCACUACCCUGGAGGACAGUGUCAGAAUGAGCCAGUGGGAGCAGAGCAUUACAAAGUGUCCUGUUCGAAAUGUCACAGUGGAUGGAGGUUUUGGGGCCUGGUCCGGCUGGUCCACCUGUAGUCACAACGAUGGAGACAGCGCCAGUUCCUGUCUGUGUCGGACCCGAGCCUGCGAUAACCCCGCCCCUCAGUGUGGGGGCCAGUUGUGCUACGGGAUCAGUGUUGAAGUUGCCAACUGCUCCAGAAACGGAGCGUGGACUCCCUGGACGUCCUGGUCUCCCUGCAGCACCAGCUGUGGAAUCGGCUUCCAGGUGCGUCAGCGCUCCUGCAGCAACCCAACUCCUCGCCACGGAGGACGGGUGUGUGUGGGCCAGAACCGAGAGGAGAGGUACUGUAACGAACACCUGCCCUGCCCGCCACAUGUUUACUGGUCGGCCUGGUCGGCAUGGGAACGCUGCAACGUGCCCUGCGGCGGAGGCAUUCAGUCGCGACGCAGAACCUGUGAGAACGGUAACUACUGUCCAGGGUGUGGUCAGGAGUAUCAGCCGUGCAACACCCUGCCGUGCCCUGACCUCAAGAAGACCACGCCGUGGACUCCCUGGACACCCGUCAACAUCUCUGACAACGGUGGCCACUACGAGCAGCGCUUCCGCUACACCUGCAAAGCUCGAAUCCCCGACCCCAGCCUGCUGGAAGUGGGGAGGCAGAGGAUCGAGAUGCGCUACUGCUCCAGCGACGGCUCCACGGGCUGCUCCACCGAUGGUGAGGUGCUUCGUCUGGGGAGGAUCUCAGGCCACACGGUGAACGGUGGCUGGUCAGCCUGGAGCUCCUGGUCUCAGUGCAGCAGAGACUGUAGUCGAGGGAUCCGGAGCAGGAAGAGGACCUGCAGUAACCCCGAGCCCCGYUACGGAGGUCAGACCUGCCUGGGCCCAGCACAGGAGUACCAGGAGUGUAACAUCACCCCGUGUCCAGUGGAUGGCAGCUGGUCGUGCUGGUCUUCAUGGUCCAAGUGCUCUGUGACGUGUGGAGGGGGACACUACAUGAGGACGCGGACCUGCAGCAACCCUCCACCAGCUUACGGAGGAGACAUCUGCCUGGGUCUGCACACCGAGGAGGCCCUGUGCAACACGCAGACGUGUCCAGAGAGCUGGUCCAGCUGGUCUGAGUGGUCCCACUGUGACUCCAGCGGGCACCAGCUGCGCGUGCGUCACUGCGACGUGCUUUUCCCCACUGGAAACCAGUGUUCAGGAAACAGCAGCGAGAUGAGGGCCUGCUCCCCGGACUCCAACUUUAUACCAGAAGUCUCGAUUGCACGCUCCAGUCAGGAGGAGAGGCGCUGUGGAGACUUUAACCUUUUCCACAUGAUAGCCGUGGGCCUCAGCAGCUCCAUCCUCGGCUGCCUGGUCACACUGCUCGUCUAUUCCUACUGCCAGCGCUACCAGCAGCAGUCCCACGACGCCACCGUCAUCCACCCCAUCUCCGCCGCGCCGCUCAACACCAGCAUCACCAACCACAUCAACAAACUGGACAAAUACGACUCCGUGGAGGCCAUCAAGGCCUUCAACAAAAACAACCUGCUUCUGGAGGAAAGAAACAAGUACUUCAACCCACAGCUUGCCGGGAAGACCUACACCAACGCAUACUUCACCGAYCUGAACACCUAUGAUGACUAUUAACCCUUAACGCCAUGCCACAGAGACCUUUCCCCCGUCGUCCAUUCCGACUGUAAUCUUUUCUUUGUGCUUUGUACUGAGAUUCGUGACACCAUGCGUGGGACAGCCCCGCUGUGAGACUCUAUGGCAGCUGGUAUGUAAUGAAAACAAACAUUUGCCAACAGGGGGAAAAAGCCCAUUCUCUCUCAGGUGCCUUGGGGUACACUUGGAAUACUUAACAUCAUGCUUAGACUCUUCAUUGAGAAAUGGACCACUGGAUCUCCAAUGUGGACAAAAAAAAAAGAUACUGCUAGAAACGAGAUUCUCUUCACUUUUCUUCGGAUGCCUCUAAAACUGAUGUGUAUUUGUAACGAUGGGAAAUAACCACAAAUCGCUUUGCAUGACUUCAUCUGAUUGUGUUUCCUCUGUUGUUCCGUUCAGUUUUUUUGCAUGACGGGUUGCAUUCCAGGGGUUCAGCGGCAGUUUUUGCUUGUCUUGGGUGUCGGUUUUAGUCUUGGAAGUAAAAUAAAAAACAAAGGUAGUGUUAAUGCCCGGCGGCGUUUAGCAUUUACUGCGGCAGUAAACUCCAGAUGAAUCAAUAUCCGCCCACAGUCAUAGAAUCAGGAUGUAGAUAUUUUAAGUCUGUGGUCAAGACUGAUCAUGUUUUCUUUUUUCUUUUGCUUUUUGUUUCUUUAGCAACUAGAAAAAAUUAGCUAUCAAUGUAAAUGUAACUUUUUUUUCUUAUGAUUUUGUACAGAAAAUUAUGUUUAAUGCCUACAUCUGUAGAUUUUCUAAAUACAUUUAUUCAGUGUCUCAAGUGUUKGAAGAACAUGUUCUUUUAAAAAGAAAAAGCUGUUUUACAUGUGCAUUUUAGCAAUUUAUUGGGMGUAUUUCAUCACAUGUCAGGUCAUUGUACCUUUUAUAUAUUUUUUGUAAAAAAAGAAAAGAAAAAUGUUUUUUGAAUUUUGAUAGUGUUAACUCUUAGUUUUAGAGUUSAAUAUGUGUUUGUGAAAGCAGAAUCUUAACAGCAUCGACUCUACAGAUGGAGCAUAGCAAGAAGUGUUUUCUUGAAUCCCAUCCCAUUAACUGUAAGAUUUCUUUUCAGAAAAACCUUUGGGUUGUUCAUCGGUUCAGUUGCAGCUAACUAUUUUUAUAUGUUUGCUUGUGUUGAGUGCAUAAAUUAAAAACUGCUUCCUACAAGA
Molecule: messenger RNA, 5070 nt
Organism: Austrofundulus limnaeus
Lineage: Eukaryota; Metazoa; Chordata; Actinopteri; Cyprinodontiformes; Rivulidae
Gene: sema5a
Product: sema domain, seven thrombospondin repeats (type 1 and type 1-like), transmembrane domain (TM) and short cytoplasmic domain, (semaphorin) 5A
Exons: 22
Coding region: 656-3892 (1078 amino acids)
Biological process (GO): positive regulation of cell migration; semaphorin-plexin signaling pathway; axon guidance
Cellular component (GO): plasma membrane
Molecular function (GO): chemorepellent activity; semaphorin receptor binding
Source: RefSeq, a predicted model, not a curated record